This is a messenger RNA of Paramuricea clavata, 794 nucleotides long. The record is from the annotation of a GenBank genome assembly. Lineage: Eukaryota; Metazoa; Cnidaria; Anthozoa; Malacalcyonacea; Plexauridae.
AUGUUCGGAUGUUCUUCAUUAGUAUUGAAAUGGUUUACGUCAUAUCUUAGUGAUCGUUAUCAACGCACUUAUUUCAAAAACACAUUAUCCGAUAUGCGUCCUGUUAAAAUAGGUGUUCCUCAAGGAAGUAUUCUUGGGCCCCUUCUUUUUAUCUUAUUUAUCAAUGAUCUCCCUUCUCAACUUUCACAUUCAGAAUCCACAAUGUUUGCAGAUGACACCACCGUUCUAACAGAAGGUUCUUCCAUUCAUGAUUUAAAUGUGAAACUUAACCUUGUUGCUCAAGAUCUCUCAACAUGGACUCAACAAAACCGAAUGGUGACUAAUACAUUGAAAACCAAGACCAUGCUCAUUCAUUCUCCCCAACAACUUAAGAAUACUUCAGACCGUUCUCUAUCAGUUACUCUUAAUGGCAACAUACUUGCACAGGUGAAGCAAGCAAAAGUGUUGGGUUUAACGCUUGACGAGUUUUUAAUUUGGACCAAGCAUAUUGACAACUUGUGUUCAACAAUCAAUAGUAGACUUGCUUUAUUACGCAGGAUUAAACCCUUUUUAACUAAGGACUGUGCUCUUCGUUUCUAUAACUCCUGUAUUAAUUCAAGUCUUAUCUACUGCUCUGUAACUUGGGGAAACUGCUCAAAAACACUUUUACUUCGCAUUCUUCGACUGCAAAAGCGUGCAGCACGUAUUAUUCUAGACGCUGACUUUUCUACUCCUUCUGUUCUUCUUUUUUCCCAGAUUCGAAUAAUCCCAAUUUUUGAUCUUGUUAAAUUUAGGAAGCUUCUCUUACUAAUUAA